Molecule: messenger RNA, 580 nt
Organism: Schistosoma turkestanicum
Lineage: Eukaryota; Metazoa; Platyhelminthes; Trematoda; Strigeidida; Schistosomatidae
Source: the annotation of a GenBank genome assembly
GAUUGAUGCACUUUUAAAAUCUAGAGAAUACAUAAACUUCGCAUAGAUAAACAAUAUUCAUCGGUUUAUGAUAACAAAGCUGUUUGGUUCAGCAUAUUAAAAUUAACGUACCCUAAGACUUUAUAUAAUUGUAUGCAAAAAAGAUAUCAUCAAUAAACAGUAUGGCGAAUAAAGAUUUAUUGAUCAGAUUAUUUCAUAAAUUAGAUACAAGUGGUGAUGGGGUUGUUUCACGUGAUGAAUUAUAUCAAGGAUUACGAAAUGCCGGGGUUUCCCCAACUGUUAUAGAGUCUUUAUUUCGCUAUAUUUGCAGCGAAUACUGAAUCGUCUGGAUUUAAACGGUGAUGGAAUGGUUACAUUUUCUGAAUAUGAAGAAGCUAUUGGAAUCAAUAACAAAGAAUGAUUUAGCUAUGUCUUGCUUAUCUCAUGUAUCAUUCCAAUAAAAAUAGAUAUGUACAAAAAUGUUGUAAAUGCUAUUCACUGUACUGUUUCAUUCAUGCACUGAGUAACAUUUCUCUGAUUUUUAUUUCAUGAAAAGAUAUAUCAUUCAUUCACCCGGUCACAUUACGGGAUAUAUCUUCAG